CAGAAAUGUUCCUCUGGGCUUGGUGGCGAGGUAGGCACUUUUCUAUCACAUCACAUGAAGAAUCACUUCGUUUCACUGGGACUGAACAUUUUGGCGGCUCCAGGCAGUGAAUUCACUCGGGCCAUGUAAAAUUGCAAGUUGGAAAGCAGCAUGGGAACGACUAGCUGUGCAGAAGGUGGCUCAGCGACCUUGUGAGAUCCGGUCUAAUCCAGUGCCAACAGAGAAGGGAAACUGUCUCUAGUUCUGGAUUAGGCAGCUGUUGAAGGAGGUCACCCUAGACCUCGCAUACAUGUCCCAAACUCCUCCCCUCCACGUCUCUGAUUGGUUGAGCUCCCCUGUGUGGAGGCAAUACAGAGAGUUCUCGUUGAAUGAAGUCUGCCUGUUGAUCUGACAAUAGUCGGUAUUGUUCUGUACCAUCACAGGCUUUAGAAACGGCUGCAUUUCACAGCCUUUGUAAUGCAUAUGACAUUCUUGUCAGCUAGGUAACCAUGUCUCCCAUUCCUGCAGAGGACACAUGCCGAACAAGCAGCCGUUGCUCUGAUUGGGUGGAGAUCCUGGAGCCACGCUCUCGUGAGCGUAUGUAUGUGAAUCUGACUACUGGUGAGUGCGGCUGGGAACCCCCCCCAGGUGUUCCGGUCCGCCAGGCAGACGGAAACCAGUGGUGGGAGCUGUUCGACCCCCACAGUGGGCGCUUCUACUACUACAACUCCACCGGGCGCCGCACCGUCUGGCAUCGUCCCCAGGGCGCUGAUAUAGUCCCCCUGUCGCAGCUUCAGGCCAUGAAGCGCUGCAGCGAUGCCAAACGAGCUGGAGGGGGUGUGGAGAGACACCCCCACGGGACCACGGGGAGCAUCAGCAGCGUGGGGAGCCAGGGCCGCUGCACCCCUCUGCCUGAGCACGAUGGAGACGGCACCCUUCCCAGAGCCCUGGAGAGCAGCGAGGACACCCCCAAUACUGAGCUGGACCCGUCAGUGGACAGCAGGUCACAGGGAGAUGGAAGCAGCACUGACCACAGCACCGAAAGCAGCAAGGAACCACAGAGGGAUGGUUCCCAAAGGUGGCAGCCUGUACCUGGCUCUAAGGCGGCCAUGUUGGUGAAGGUGAACAGUAUGAGCCGUGGCCAGCCAAGCCCAGCCUCACUGCAGCAGCAGCAGCAGCUGCAGCAGCUUCAGCACAGCACACAGGCCAAGGCCAACACAUUCACACUGCACCCCUCUAGCAACAAAGCCCAAGGGGGGCACUUAAGCUCCACACAGGGAUAUAAGACUGCCCCCUCUGGAAAAAUGGCAGCUGACACACGCCAGGCUCAUCACCUGAGAAAGGCCAGCAACGGCAGCUUCUGUUUGGUGAACGCUGACAGUAAUCAUCCCAGUCCACUGCUUCAGAGAGCCCAGACCAGCACACCACGACCUGUGUCCCCCCAGUAUGGCUGCACUGCCCCAAUCUAUGACGAGCCAGUUUCAGAGUGCCCCAUUUAUGAUGAACCACCUACAGACAUGGAGGUAGAAGGUGCACAUAUGUACAAUGGGCAACCUUUGUCUCGUCUGACCCCUACUCACAGCUUACAGAAGCCAAGAUACCUUCAGCACCCUGGUCCAGGGGCCAGACACAGGAGGAAUCCCUCUGCCUCAGACUACAGCCCAGCUGGUCUGGAGUGCAUCAAGCACAUGGUCAAUGUAGAUCCAAAACAGGGCCUCGUAUCUGGCUCUCCUGUACCCACCCGAACACCUUCCCCUAUUUCCAGGCAGGACCCAACCUUAGCCCAGCCUCAGCCACAUCCACCCCCCCAAGCCCACUCUCUGCCCCAGCCAAGGGGACAGGUGAGGGACAGAGAGCCAGGGACCCAGGGCCCAAGUACACUGGAUAAGAAGCAAAACUGGAGGGUCCUGGAGGCCACGGUCCAGCGUGCCAUGGAGGCCCGACACAGUAGGCAGAGUAGCCAGGCUUCACAGGACUUUCCCCCAUCAACCCCACAGACCACAGCAAACUAUCAGGACUCUGGUUACUCCACUGGCCCCUCCCCAAGUCUGAGGAGGAAAAGCAGGAGGAGGGUGGGAGCCGGCGGGGGAGCAGGAGGCAGACCGGGGUCGGUGGGGAGCAGUGGAGAGCUGUGCGCCCUCAAUGAGAGACUGAUGGCAGAGAUGAGGGAGGUGGUGAGUCGCUCCAACACCAUGAGGGAGGUGAGAGCUGGGCUGGACCCAGAGAUGGGGGACAGGGGUGUCAUACCUCGGACUCGCUCCCCUGCGGACUCACUCAGGUGGUAUGGAGGAGGAGGAGGGGGGUCAUCGGGCAGGUGUGCAUCACGAGAGGACCUCACUGGGCCCGCCCGCUCAUUGAGUCGGGCAGGUAACCUUGGAAACCCUGCACUGGCCCCUUUGGAGAUACCUGGAAGGCAGAAAAGGACAUAUGAAAAGGUGGAUACGUUGGACAUGAGUGUCAACAGCCAAGCCAGUCUGUCCUCACCAGAGACCCCAGGACCGCCCUCUCAGGUUGGAACCCUGGAGCUCCAGGCUCAGCUGGACAGUAGGAAAAAAGGCCUGGUGGAUGGGCGUACUGCUUCCUUGGGCCCCCACCGCCCUGCUGCCCAUGACACCAGAGAGGGAGGUGAGGGAGGAGGCAGAGCAGGAGGCUCUUCGUACCAGCUGUGCUACGCCACCCUGCGACAGCCCCCGCCUCCUGACAUGGGUAUGGAGGACUGGGCCAGUAAGCACCUCAACAUGCACACCCAAGGCCUGUUCCGGCGCCGCGUCUCCAUCGCCAACAUGCUUUCCUGGAAUCGCGGCUCCAUCAAAAAACCCAUGCUCGUCACCAGCAACCGCGCCGUCAGGAAGGAGGCCUGCGAGAUGUUCAAACUGGUGCAGGCCUACAUGGGAGACCGCCCGUCACGCCUGGACCGCCGUCACUGCGCCCUCCUCAUUGUCACUAAGUGCUGGGACAUGCCAGGGCUGCGGGACGAGCUGUACGUGCAGCUGGUGAGGCAGACCACAGGAAACGCCAGCCCCAGGAGUCUGGCGGCGGGCUGGGAGCUGAUGGCGGUCAGCUUGGCCUUCUUUGCACCUUCACCAAAGUUCCGUUGCUACCUGGAAGGAUACAUCCAGAGGCACACGGAUCCCACCAGCGACAAGAAAUGUGAGUCUCAGACUGAGCAACAGGUGACUCAGUUCAUUCUGGAACAGCAGGAAAUGAAGCUGAAGAAGAAUUCAAAGUCCAGAAAGAAGCGAAAACAGAACACAGAAGAGGAAGAGGGUCUGCCUGUCAGCACAUACGCCAAGUUCUGCCAUCGGAAGCUGCAGAAGGUGGCGAUCACAGGAGGCAAAAAGGGGCUGCGUAAGCCCACCUUGGAGGAGAUCGACCACAGCAGGAGGGCCAUCAUCACCCCCUCCCUGUUCGGCAGUUCCCUGGAGGAGGUGAUGGAGAGACAGAGCGAACUGUUCCCAGACAGGAAGCUGCCGUGGGUGCAGGUUCAGCUGUCGCAGUAUGUCCUGGCUCUGGGCGGAGCUCAGACGGAGGGCAUCUUCAGAGUGCCCGGUGAUAUAGAUGAGGUGAACGCGCUGAAGCUCCAGGUGGACCAGUGGAGGAUCCCAGAGAACCUGUCUGACCCUAACGUUCCAGCCUCUCUGAUGAAGCUGUGGUAUCGGGAACUGGAGGAACCUCUCAUCCCCAUGAACUUCUACAAACAGUGUGUCAGUAACUGUGACGACCCGGUGGCGGCCAUCGCUGUGGUCCAGUCUCUGCCGGAGCUCAACAGGCUGGUGCUUUGCUACUUUAUCCACUUCCUGCAGGUGUUUGCUCAACCAGCCAAUGUGGCCAUAACCAAAAUGGAUGUGAACAACCUGGCCAUGGUCAUGGCUCCAAACUGCCUCCGAUGCCAAUCAGACGACCCUCGCAUCAUAUUCGAGAACACGCGUAAGGAGAUGUCGUUCCUGCGGAUGCUCAUCGUUCACCUGGACACCAGUUUCGUUGAAGGGGUGGUGUAGGGACGUGAAAGCCCACGCCCCCCUGCAGAUUCAGUUCCACCUGUACAUUCUGAUCUGUGUUCAAGCAUAAACACUGUCUGAGUUCCAACCACACUGGAAACAUUACAAACAGGACAAGUAUGAACCCACUGGGUCAUCAUCAUCUCCUCCGUUCUCACUCAGAUACUGUAUUUCAUGGCCUGAGGUUUCAUUGUGUCCGCAAUGACACACAUGAACCACAGAGCAGAUGAAAUUGUGAAAUAGAAGCUGUGUUGAAAGCAGCUCCGUCUAACGCCUCUUUUCUAACGACUGCAUGUGAAAACAAACGUACCUUCACUUCAGACCUUCUGGACUCAUGUGGAAGAGUCUGACAGCGUUUACUACAAAAGUAUUCACCUGCACAAGAGCAUUUGGAACAGCAGUGUUGAUUCUCUGAAGUGUGUUACGUGUGUGUGUGCAGAUGAUUGUGUGUGUGUGUGUGUGUGUGUGUGUACUAAAGACACUGCCUUCUUCUCUCCUGUACAGAUAACUCUUUUGUCCUUCUUAAUACUCUUGCCUGUGCUGUUGUGAGUAGUCGUACUGAUAGCUGGUCUCCUCUUAUUUCACUUUCUGAGACAAAGGAAGCUGCGCCGCUGCGUCUGUUUGACAGAACAGAGCCUCCAUUUCAAAGCACAAACGGGAGGAUGUGUGAAAAAGCAGCAAAUAAUCUUCAAUAAGUGCUUUGAUUUUACAACUUUGUAUGACUGAGCCCCAGAGUGUCGUAUCUGAAGUUUCUGUGCUCGUGUCCUUGUCAUGUGGGACGUGGUUUAUUCCACUGAUAAUAAUCCUCUAUUAUCUAUGAGACGUCUGUGUGUUGGAACUGUGUUCUCUUUGUUUGUGCUCUGUGUGUUUUUUGGCUCAGGUCUUCAGAUUAAAUGGGUGUGGGAUGUGAUUAGUGUACGUGGCGUCUCCCUCAGACCCAAGAACCCGAGUCCAGAGAACCGAGUCUUGUUGGACUGUCAGGCACUAGAAGAAUGUAGACUAACUGUUUAGUGUCCCCUCUCAGGCCUCUGGUGUAAAUACAUUCAGCAUGUACAUAGUAUUAACUCUCCUAAGUCUAUUCUAAUGAUUCAGGUUAAGGGCGGAGUCGACUGUUGCUGUAAAGAGCAAUAAAAAAGGUGUUUUUGUAAUUCCUUCCUUUCUCUGCUGUAACCGCCUGCCCUCAGAUAUAGGACUGAUUCAAACCACUUUCCAUGUGUGUAUAUGUGUGUAUAACUUCUGUUAUAAUAUGGAAUGACUGUCCAUAAAUAAAGGUUUGUUCAAUU
Sphaeramia orbicularis (orbiculate cardinalfish) is the source of this 5260-nucleotide messenger RNA. RefSeq names its product Rho GTPase activating protein 46a (gene arhgap46a). Gene Ontology annotation, molecular function: GTPase activator activity; protein binding. The record is from RefSeq and is a predicted model, not a curated record. NCBI's taxonomy places the organism in Eukaryota, Metazoa, Chordata, Actinopteri, Kurtiformes, Apogonidae. The transcript is spliced from 10 exons. The coding region runs from base 489 to 3977 and encodes 1162 amino acids. Gene Ontology annotation, cellular component: cytoplasm; cytoskeleton. Gene Ontology annotation, biological process: signal transduction.